Cucurbita moschata (crookneck pumpkin) is the source of this 1532-nucleotide messenger RNA. Its product is annotated as E3 ubiquitin-protein ligase At4g11680-like. The record is from RefSeq and is a predicted model, not a curated record. NCBI's taxonomy places the organism in Eukaryota, Viridiplantae, Streptophyta, Magnoliopsida, Cucurbitales, Cucurbitaceae. The transcript has 4 exons. The coding region runs from base 218 to 1261 and encodes 347 amino acids.
UGCUUGGACAUUAUCCAUCAUCGUACAACACCCUGUCUAGAACGAUUGAGAUAUUAUACGACGUCGUUUGAAUCUCCCCCCACGCCGCGACGGAGCCAUAGCACCACCAAAAAGCACCGGCUGCGACCUGCCUCAGCCCCCCAACCCAACUACUCUCAGCAGCCACCGCACCCAUUCUCUCUCUCUCUCUCUCUCUCAAGUGGAAGCCAUACCCAUAAUGGAAGAAGAACGAGCACUGAGACGCACUGCCAAUGGCGGCACUCUCAAUGAUUCUGUUCUUCGCUAUCCCACUGUCAGUACCACUUUUACAAUCCCUUUAACUCGCUACACUACCCGUUUGAUUACCUCCGGCCGCCACCGCCCCCUAUUGGCUGAUUGCGCCGACUCCCGAUCCGACACGGAAGACCACGACGACGCUAACGAUUUCAAUCGCCGCUCCAUUGUUAGGGAAAAUUGCUUCUACUCUAUGCCCAUUUUAGUUCUCGACGUCGUUUGGAAUUUGGCCUUUGUUCUUGUCUCCAUUGUUGUCCUCUUGUCCACGUUUCGAGAACGCCCUUCCACGCCUUUGCGCCUUUGGAUUUCUGGAUAUGGCUUGCAAUGUCUCCUGCAUGUUGGGUUUGUCUUCUUUGAGUAUCAGCGGAGCAUGGCGCUCCACGGCUUUGAGGACCGUGCGUAUCAUCGCAGCAUAAUGAAAAGGUUGGAGUCGAUGAAUACAAUGACCUCGUCGGUUUGGUGGGUCUUUGGAUUCUAUUGGAUUGUCAUGGGUGGCCAUACACUUUUACAGGAUUCUCCCCGGCUUUACUGGUUAACCGUCGUGUUUCUAGCGUUUGACUUGUUCUUUAUUCUCUUUUGUGUUGGGAUGGCAUGUGUUGUUUUCUUCUCCCUUUGUUGCUGCAUUCCUAUUAUAGCAUUUGCAUAUGCCAUGACUGCCAGAGAAGGUGCCUCAGAAGAGGUUAUCAGGGCUCUUCCCAAGUACACAUUUCGUCAGGCUGCGCUCGGGGCGUUUAUCCAUGGAAAAGAACGGGAACCAAUUGGAGCAACAACGGAGUUAGAUAACGAUCACCUUAUCAAAGAACUUGCUCUUCAUCCAGAGGAUUCGGAAUGUUGCAUUUGCCUUUCGCAAUAUGAAGACAGGACGGAGCUCUAUACUCUUCCCUGCAACCACCAUUUUCAUUGUGGGUGCAUCGGCAAAUGGCUUCGGAUAAACGCAACCUGUCCACUCUGCAAAUCUAGUAUCUGUCGGGGCGAUACACUGGUUUGACCAUCGAGAGGAGCAGACGAACCCCAGCUGAGAGUAUGUAAGUUCGGCAUUUUCGAUUUCAGGUUAGAUGCUUGCUGAUCUCUGCCAACUAAUGCUUUUUAGAAACAGGGAGGGUAGAGAAUAGAAUUUUAGCUGAUUUCAACCUCAUCUGUGAACAGAAUUUAAUCUUUACUUUUAACAGGUGGGCUUUGGUUAUAUGUAUGUAAAUUGAUAGGAAAUGGUGUUGUGCCUCUAAUUUAAUCUGCUAUAUGUGAAAUCUUCUUCUGUGUCA